UUGGCCUUUAAUCAUCUGUUUACUUGCAGAGUAUACAAAAGACAAUUUCAAUAACCAAAACUAACCAAAAGGAAAUUUAUUUCUAAUAAUCCAAAGAAGACAUUAUUUUCUUGUAACUAGUUAAUAAAUAACAAUAAUUAUGGUUGUAACAUCAGCUCACAAAAUCAUUAUAUUCCUAGGAUUUUUAUCUGUUAUACAUGCAGCUUAUUCAGCAGCCCAACACCGCUCUUACCUGCGAAUAACUGAACAAGAAUUUACAACAUUACCUAUAGAUAUCAUCAUUCAAGGAAUUUUCAGUCUUUUUGUCGUUAUGUACGGAGUGAUGUUUAUUGCAGGAGAUUUCAAAGAAAUCCGAGCUGUUGUAGACUUGGAGAACAAAUCAUGGGAAACUUUGCGCAACUUACCUUCGUUUCAAGUAUUCAAUCACAGAGGAAAAGCAAUGUCACCAGACCACUGCUUUUAAUUUUACAAGUAUUUUGUUAUACGCUUAUUUAUAAUUUACUACUGUAUUAAAUACCUAAACUUGUAAAUCUGAUAUUUAUGAAUCAAAUUUUAAUUCAUUAAAUAAAUAAAUAUUGAAUACAAAGUA
This is a messenger RNA of Leptopilina heterotoma, 589 nucleotides long. It is a transcript of the gene EMC5, whose product is annotated as ER membrane protein complex subunit 5. Lineage: Eukaryota; Metazoa; Arthropoda; Insecta; Hymenoptera; Figitidae. The coding region runs from base 140 to 463 and encodes 107 amino acids. The record is from RefSeq and is a predicted model, not a curated record. The transcript is spliced from 3 exons. Gene Ontology annotation, cellular component: EMC complex; Golgi apparatus; plasma membrane.